UAAAUUUGCAUUCAUAUUUAGUUUUUAGGUAGAUCAGUGCAAAUAAGUGAAACGUUCCAAAAUGAGUAUCAUUGCGGAACUAACGGUCUCUUUGGUUCUUGUUUUUUUCAUAUGUAUCGUAUACGGACGGUUAAAGCAGGUGAUAGACGUUAGAAAUAAAUUGAAAUGGUGCAAAAAGAAACGUGGUCUUCCCAUACUUGGUAAUGCGUUGGAAUUUAGCGGUGCUUCAACUGAAUAUCUACAAACUCUUCAAAACAUGAUAGAACAUAGCAAUGGCGAAAAAUUGAUACUUAUAAAUAUUGUGCAUAUGCCAUUGUUGAUAACAACGAAUUACAAAUUCAUAGAGUUUGUUCUAAGCAGCAAUUCCACUAAACUCCUAAAUAAAUCUUACGAUUAUAAUUAUCUUCGGAAUUGGUUAGGGGCAGGACUUCUAACAUCCAGUGGAGAAAAAUGGAGGGCAAAGAGGAAAAUCGUAACCCCAACAUUUCACUUCAAAAUUUUGGAUAAGUUUAUCGAAGUAUUUGAUACAAAUGCAAAUAUUUUGAUAAAUAAAUUAGAACAGGAAAAUGGUAAAAAUGGCUUUGAUAUAUAUAACUAUAUUACAUUGUGUGCAUUGGACAUAAUUUGUGAAACUGCAAUGGGUGUGUCAAUCAAUGCUCAAGAGAACAAGGACUCUGAUUACGUAAGAAGUGUAAAAGAAAUGUGCAGAUUACUUAUCGAACGAGCGUUUUCCCCCAUCGAAAUAUUUGAUGUGUUGUACCGAUUCACUAAAAAUUACCAGUUGGAACAAAAGGCUGUUAAGAUUUUACACAACAAAACUGACAGUGUUAUCCGUCAACGCAGAGAACAAUUGAAAAAUGAAGUGGAAAAAGUGAUUCAUAAUGAAGAUGAUGUUGGAGUUAAAGAGAAGAAGGCUCUUUUAGAUAUGCUUCUUAGUACCACCGUUGACGGUAAUCCCUUGUCGGACACAGAAGUCAGAGACGAAGUCAACACAUUCAUGUUUGGGGGUCAUGACACUACUUCAUCAACUAUGACUUUCGCAACCUAUCUUUUGGCAAAUUAUCCUGAAGUUCAAAAACUUGCGUAUGAAGAACAAUGUAACAUAUUUUUUGAAGAUAAAGAUAGACCCGCUACCAUGAGAGAUUUGCAAGAGAUGAAAUAUUUAGAAAAUGUAAUAAAAGAAACAUUGAGGUACUAUUCUACAGUGCCUUUCUAUAGCAGAGAUGUGAGCGACGAUAUAGAAUAUGAGAAUGGAAAAAUAAUUCCCAAGGGUACAACCAUUAUAAUAUUUGCCUAUGGAGUUAGCAGAGAUAAAGAUAAUUUCGAUGAGCCAGAAAAAUUUGAUCCAAGCAGAUUUGAUCGGAUGGACGGAAAAAACCCUUUUGCGUAUGUGCCCUUUAGUGCUGGUCCGAGAAAUUGUAUAGGGCAAAAAUUUGCAAUGUUGGAAAUGAAAUGUAUAUUGUCAAAAUUGAUAAGGAAAUAUGAACUUUUACCCAGUAUACCUGAACACAAAAUUAAAUUAGCUGCCGAAACAGUACUGAAAUCGGCCAAUGGUGUUUUCAUGAGGAUUAAGAGACGUAAAUAAAAAAUAAAAAAAAUU
Messenger RNA from Aethina tumida (small hive beetle), 1600 nucleotides. Its product is annotated as cytochrome P450 4d2. Bases 62 to 1585 code for a protein of 507 amino acids. The transcript has 8 exons. Gene Ontology annotation, molecular function: oxidoreductase activity, acting on paired donors, with incorporation or reduction of molecular oxygen; iron ion binding; heme binding. NCBI's taxonomy places the organism in Eukaryota, Metazoa, Arthropoda, Insecta, Coleoptera, Nitidulidae. The record is from RefSeq and is a predicted model, not a curated record.